AUCAGACUGUGACGUUUCUGUUAUAACGAUCAUCAUCCUCGAUUGAGAGUGCGCCAGACGUACUCAUGGACCACCUUCUUUGGUGUCUGUUGUGUUCGGUAACAGAGUCACAGCUCGUCCUGUUUCGGCAAGCCCAGGUCUAUGGCUUCACAAUGGAUUCAGGGUGAUCCUCCGACGACGUGGUAGCUCCCGCAGAAGAUGUUUGCUAUAGUGUAACAACGACAUCACGUAUCAAAGCUGAGAGAUCAAGACAAGUACAAAAAGCGCCGUCAAACACCGAUCGAGAUUUUUUUUUUUUUUUUUUUUUUUUUUUUUUUCCAGGGAAUCGUUGAUAUCUUGGCAACAUGUCAGUCGCGGCUCUCAAAGUCCGACCCAAGGACCACCUGACUCUUCCACUCACUCCGAGUCCAGAAUUCAGGAUCUUGGACAUCCCCUUCCGAAUUCCUAGGACUUCUGACUGCCGGCCACUAGAUUGUGUCUCGGCCACGAUUGCGCUCUCAUUGCGAGAUCAAAGUCAACACCCGAGCACAUAAUGGUCUUCGGGGAUGAUCUCUUAGGAGGCCCUGUACUUCAAGCGUUACCUCGCCUGUCUGGCUUCAAGUCAGACAGGACCUGCCAGAUGAGCGUGAUGCAGGACUAGAGGGAAGCUACAUGUCUUUGAAAGCAAGUUCCUGGUAUACGCCGCUGGUGCACGCAGUCACUAGUGCAAAGCACCUCCCAUCCUCCAGUGAUUCUUUUGAGGAGUGACCUGAGUGUGAACUGAGGUGUUCUCUCCAUUACGAAAAUCUUACCGCGGGUCGAAAAAGGGGGCAAGAACGCCUUAAUGCCCUAUGGAGCAUUUCGCACCUCAGCUUCAAGCGUGAUGUUCUGAUAUUUAGGGAAAUAACUUCCCAUAAUGGCAUCAAACUUUGCUGGCUUGGGUGAGCCCUUCCCAGAAAUCCUCAUCUAACAGCAACCCCAAUCCCUUUUCCCAUGAAUCGUCCCCUUUCUCUACUCUCCUCUCCUUAUCCGAGCUGCAUCUGAAUCAAUCUUCUUCAUCAAGUCCGCAAUCCCCAAAGCCUUCAUUGGUGGCGGCCUGCAACACCUCACAGAACUUGCAGUCAACCUUCCUCAGGUUUACCUCCAGUAUUUGGCUCGCGGUCUUUUAGCCAACUCCUACGCUUCUUACUCGGCUCUUGGCCUGCAAAACGACGUUCUUUUGUCUAUUCUAUCAUUGAUCAAAACUUGUUCCAUUGUAUCUUCGAGAUGCUGCUAUUUCCCACGAUCCUUACCGCCGCUCUUGCGGCCACCGGCAUGGCGGCUGCUAUCCCUAGCCGUGACGACACCACGGCCAACAAAGGCACCGCUUCACUGCUGCAAGUCCGCAAUCCGAGCUUCGAGUUCAGGCAUGGCCCCCUUGCGUUGGCCAAAGCAUACCAGAAGUUUGGCGCCCCGAUGCCGGAGGAUCUCAGAGCCGCCAUCGCUAGGUUCCGCCAAAACCAGAAGCGAACGACUGGCACCAUUGCAACGGAUCCUGAGAAGCACGACGUCGAGUACCUAACGCCCAUUUCCGUUGGUACCCCAUCGCAGGAUCUCGUGGUUGAUUUCGACACAGGGUCUAGCGACCUCUGGGUUUUCAGCACGGAGAUGUCCACGAGUGACAUUAAAGGCCAAACUGUGUAUGAUCCGAACAACAGCUCCACAUCCGAGAAGGUCCAGGGAUCGACUUGGAAGAUCACUUACGGUGACGGCAGCUCGUCGAGCGGCGACGUCUACCUCGACACGGUCACAAUUGGCAACUUGACUGUCCCUAGCCAAGCCGUGGAGGCGGCCAAGAAGGUUUCAUCCGAGUUCACCGACGACUCACACAAUGAUGGCUUGUUGGGUUUGGGCUUUAGUGCUAUCAACGCAGUUGAGCCUACCCCACAGAACACAUUCUUCGACAACAUUAAGGGCAGCCUUGACGCUCCUUUGUUUACCGUCGAUCUGAAACAUGGGACCCCGGGCAGCUUCAAUUUCGGCUACAUUGAUCCCGCAGCAUAUAUCGGCAACAUCUCUUGGACGCCGGUUGACAGUAGCCAGGGCUAUUGGGGUUUCACCUCCCCAGGAUAUGCGGUUGGCACUGGAGCGUUCCGUAAUCACUCAAUAAGUGGUAUUGCGGACACCGGGACUACGCUACUGCUUCUGCCCAAGUCCGUCGUCAGUGCAUACUAUAAGGAGAUCCAGGGCGCCCAGUAUGACAGUGAUCAGGGCGGUUAUAUUUUCCCUUGCAGCCCUACUCCACCUGACUUUGUCUUUGGCGUCAACAAGGGCAUUGUUACUGUUCCAGGAGACAUGGUCUCUUAUGCACCAGCUGAUAGUGCCAACCAGAACUGUUUUGGUGGCAUUCAAACGGAUACAGGUAUCGGUUUUUCGAUUUUCGGCGAUGUCGCGCUGAAGACCAGCUUUGUCGUAUUUGAUGCUGGCGGCUUGCAGCUUGGUUGGGCGGCAAAAAACCUAUGAUUCGAGUGGGUGGGUAUAUGGCUGGACCAUCCAGGAAGACUCGGUUCCUCUUGUUGAUCAGAAACCUAGAUUUCCCCUUUUUGCUCGAGCAUACCGAAUUAUAGUUUUAGUUGAGUGGUUUUCGUAUUACUUUGAGGAGAAAAUCCAGAUAAACUGUUUUGAACAACUGCGAGAUUCUAUUAAGGGUAGUCGUGCAAGCUUCCGCCUGGACACAACGAAGAGAGACACGUUGAACCAUAGAAAUGAUUCCAAUUUACAUUAACAAUUGUGACAGC
Molecule: messenger RNA, 2756 nt
Organism: Neurospora crassa OR74A
Lineage: Eukaryota; Fungi; Ascomycota; Sordariomycetes; Sordariales; Sordariaceae
Product: endothiapepsin
Exons: 2
Coding region: 1246-2481 (411 amino acids)
Biological process (GO): proteolysis
Molecular function (GO): aspartic-type endopeptidase activity
Source: RefSeq, a predicted model, not a curated record